This is a messenger RNA of Vicia faba (fava bean), 348 nucleotides long. NCBI's taxonomy places the organism in Eukaryota, Viridiplantae, Streptophyta, Magnoliopsida, Fabales, Fabaceae. The record is from the annotation of a GenBank genome assembly.
AUGGCGGCGGAAACCGAUUCACCACCUCUUCAUCGCCAUCGGCCUUCUUCUUCUUCUCUGACGCGUGGAAUUCCGGCGCGAUGCUUGCCUACCUCCGGUGUCACCACAAGGUAUCCACCUCUUUUUUGCUCUCUUUUCUUGUUCUACUUUGAAUACCUUGUGACUUCAUUUCACACUCCUUCUUCUACUCGAACUUCCGCGUGCGUUUUAGAGCUUGAACUGGUUAUCGUUACUGUUAUGCGUUAUGCAGAUGAAGAUGGCGAGGUUGCUGAGGCUUGCAAAAUCCAGUUACAAAUCAGUGAGAAACGCGAUGUAGGAUUGAUAAUGAUUGAAGCAUCGAGGUUGUGA